AUGGCGUCGUCGGAGGUAUCGAUCAAGGGUAAUUCGGUGAACGGAAAAGGAGAAAACAGUUGCGGUGGCUACAACAACGGCAACGAUGUUAGGAACGGUGGAGGAGAGGCUCAUAAUGUUUCUUCUUCAUCAUCCGCGAGAGACUCGGAAACUGCGCUUUACCGGGAGCUUUGGCACGCCUGCGCGGGUCCGCUCGUGACGGUGCCUAGAGAAGGAGAGCGCGUGUUCUACUUUCCCCAAGGACAUAUUGAGCAGGUGGAAGCGUCGACAAAUCAGGUAGCGGAACAGCAUAUGCCGGUUUACGAUCUACCACCCAAGAUCCUUUGUCGGGUCAUCAACGUCAUGCUCAAGGCGGAGCCAGACACGGAUGAGGUGUUUGCUCAAGUGACCUUGCUUCCUGAGCCAAAUCAAGAUGAAAAUGCGGUGGAGAAAGAGGGUCCUCCGGCUCCGCCUCCUCGGUUUCACGUGCAUUCGUUUUGUAAAACGCUGACGGCUUCCGAUACGAGUACUCACGGUGGGUUUUCGGUGUUGAGACGACAUGCUGAUGAAUGCCUUCCUCCGCUGGACAUGUCAAAGCAGCCACCUACCCAGGAGUUGGUGGCCAAGGAUCUACACGGGAACGAGUGGCGAUUCAGGCAUAUUUUUCGAGGGCAACCGCGCAGGCACUUGCUGCAAAGUGGUUGGAGUGUUUUUGUCAGCUCCAAGAGGCUGGUUGCUGGGGAUGCGUUUAUAUUUUUAAGGGGUGAGAAUGGGGAACUUCGAGUUGGUGUUAGGCGUGCAAUGAGGCAGCAGGGUAACGUUCCCUCAUCGGUUAUUUCAAGCCACAGUAUGCAUCUUGGUGUUCUUGCAACUGCUUGGCAUGCCAUAUUGACUGGAACCAUGUUCACCGUGUAUUACAAACCUAGGACUAGUCCAGCUGAAUUUAUAGUUCCGUAUGAUCAAUACAUGGAGUCUUUGAAAAACAAUUACACCAUUGGGAUGCGGUUCAAAAUGAGGUUCGAAGGUGAAGAGGCUCCCGAGCAGAGAUUUACCGGUACCAUUGUUGGAAUUGAAGAUGCUGAUCCCAAUAGGUGGCCUAACUCCAAAUGGAGAAGUCUGAAGGUACGAUGGGAUGAAACUUCUAACGUACCUCGUCCUGAGAGAGUUUCCCAAUGGAAAAUAGAACCUGCUCUCGCUCCUCCUGCUCUCAACCCUUUACCAAUGCCCAGGCCUAAAAGGCCUCGAUCUAAUGUGGUUCCAUCAUCCCCAGAUUCCUCUGUUCUUACUCGUGAAGCAUCUUCUAAAGUGAGUGUAGACCCUUUACCAGCAACUGGAUUUCAAAGGGUCUUGCAAGGUCAAGAAUUAUCGACCUUGAGAGGAAAUUUUGCUGAAAGCAAUGAAUCUGACACAGCAGAGAGGUCUGCGUGGUCAUCUGCUGCAGAUGAUGAAAAGAUUGAUGUUGUUUCCACCUCGAGAAGGUAUGGAUCAGAGAGCUGGAUGUCAAUGGGAAGGCAUGAACCAACAUAUCCAGAUCUACUUUCUGGCUUUGGGGCCCAUGGAGAUCAAUCUUCCCAUUCAGCCUUUGUUGAUCAAAAUGGUCCUGUAGCUAACCUAAGUAGAAAACAUUUUUUGGACCGCGAUGGCAAGCAUAGUGUUCUUAGUCCAUGGCCUGUAGUGCCAUCUAAUCUAUCAUUGAAUCUCUUGGACCCUAAUACAAAAGGCUCUGCUCAAGGUGGUGAUACAACGUGUCAGGUUCGAGGCAAUUUAAGGUAUAGCAGCGCAUUUGGUGACUAUACGGUCCUUCAUGGACACAAAGUUGAGCAUUCACAUGGAAACAUUUUGAUGCCACCGCCAGUGUCAGCUCAAUAUGAGAGUCCUCGUUCUAGAGAACUGUUACCCAAACCAAUAUCAGGAAAACCUUGUGAGGUAUCAAAACCGAAGGACGGCGGUGACUGUAAGCUAUUUGGCAUCUCACUUCUCAGUAGCCCCAUUGCACUCGACCCUUCUGUAACACAAAGAAAUGUUGCAAUUGAUCCAAUUGGUCACAUGCAUACUAUACCCCAGCAGCGUACAUUUGAAAAUGACCCGAAGUUUGCGACUUCUAGGGGUUCUAAACCGGCUGAUGGUCUGCUGAUUGAUGACCAUGAAAAACCGUCACAAACUUCUGAGCCCCAUUUGAAAGAUGUUCAACCCAAAUCUAAUAAUAGUGGUUCUGCUAGAAGUUGCACUAAAGUUCACAAGAAAGGGAUUGCACUUGGUAGGUCGGUGGACCUGACUAAAUUCAGUGCAUAUGAUGAAUUAAUUGGUGAAUUGGAUCAGCUGUUUGAAUUUGGAGGUGAAUUAACAUCUCCCCAAAAGGAUUGGCUUAUUGUCUACACUGAUAAUGAGGGCGAUAUGAUGCUUGUUGGUGAUGAUCCGUGGCAGGAAUUUGUUGCUAUGGUGCGCAAAAUUUAUAUCUACCCCAAAGAGGAGAUUCAGAAAAUGAGCCCGGGUACCUUGAGUUCAAAGAAUGAAGAGAAUCAAUCGGCUAGUGAAGGUGCAGACGCACAAGAAAGUAAAUGUCAGCUGAAUCAUUAA
Molecule: messenger RNA, 2556 nt
Organism: Sphenostylis stenocarpa
Lineage: Eukaryota; Viridiplantae; Streptophyta; Magnoliopsida; Fabales; Fabaceae
Source: the annotation of a GenBank genome assembly